AACCCCUAAAAACCCUAGUUUCCUACUUACCCCAUACUUUAAACCCCUGCUUGUCCAAUCCUCCCAGAAUCCCUAGCCACCACCAUAACCCCUAAAGCCUCCAAACAUCCACCAUCAUGGACCCUAAAGCUGUGAAAUCAGACCUGGUCCUCAUCCUAGACUAUGGCUCCCAAUACACCCAUCUUAUUACUCGCCGUAUUCGCUCUCUCAACAUCUUCUCUCUCUGCAUUUCUGGCACUUCCCCCCUUGAUGCUAUCACAUCCCUUAAUCCCAAAGUCAUCAUCCUCUCUGGAGGGCCUCACUCGGUCCAUUCUCCCAACUCCCCCGCAUUUCCCGCUGGGUUUGUGGAGUGGGCCCAGUCCAAUGGAUGCUUUGUCCUUGGCAUUUGCUAUGGGUUGCAGUUGAUAGUGCAGAGGUUGGGAGGGGAGGUGAGAGUUGGGGAAAAGCAGGAGUAUGGGAGGAUGGAAAUUGUGGUGGACAAGAAUUCGGGUAUUUUUGGGAAUAAAAAAGUUGGGGAUAAUCAGGUAGUUUGGAUGAGCCAUGGAGACGAGGCUGCGCAGUUGCCUGAGGGGUUUGAAGUGGUGGCCAGGAGCCAACAGGGGGCGGUUGCAGCUGUGGAGAAUAGGGAGAAGAAGUUUUAUGGGCUGCAGUAUCAUCCUGAGGUGACUCAUUCACCAGAGGGCAUGGACACACUACGCUAUUUCCUCUUUGAUGUUUGUGGAUUAAGUGCAGGUUGGAACAUGGAAAGUGUGGUGGAUGAAGAAAUCAAGUUGAUCAAUGGCACAGUGGCUCCUGAAGAUCAUGUCAUAUGUGCAUUAUCAGGAGGUGUGGAUUCCACAGUCGCUGCAACUCUUGUUCACAAGGCAAUUGGAGAUAGGCUUCAUUGUAUUUUUGUUGACAAUGGUUUAUUGAGGUACAAGGAGAGAGAACGUGUGAUGGAAACUUUUGAGAGGGAUCUGCACCUACCUGUUACUUGUGUUGAUGCUUCAGAACAGUUCCUUAGCAAGCUAAAAGGUGUUGUAGAUCCUGAGAUGAAAAGGAAGAUUAUCGGAAGGGAAUUUAUUAGCAUUUUUGAUGCUUUUGCACAUGAUUUGGAGCAAAAGUUGGGAAAGAAACCUGGUUAUCUGGUCCAAGGAACUUUGUAUCCAGAUGUGAUUGAAUCUUGCCCGCCUCCUGGGUCUGGAAGAAGCCACUCACACACAAUUAAAAGCCAUCAUAAUGUGGGAGGGCUUCCAAAGGACAUGAAAUUGAGGCUUAUUGAACCACUUAAACUUCUUUUUAAGGAUGAGGUUCGUCAACUAGGAAGGAUCUUGAAUGUUCCUGAGGGAUUUUUGAAGCGCCACCCGUUCCCUGGGCCUGGCCUUGCGGUACGAGUCCUGGGUGAUGUAACUGAAGGAAAUGCAUUAGAUAUCCUUCGCCAGGUUGAUGAGAUUUUCAUCCAAUCUAUCAAGGAUGCUGGGCUUUAUGAUUCAAUUUGGCAAGCUUUUGCGGUGUUUUUGCCUGUAAGAUCAGUUGGAGUUCAAGGUGAUCAAAGAACGCAUUCUCAUGUUGUUGCUUUAAGAGCUGUUACAAGUCAAGAUGGAAUGACUGCUGAUUGGUACUAUUUUGAACACAAGUUCCUUAAUGACGUGGCCCGAAAAAUUUGUAACGGUGUAAGGGGCGUAAACCGAGUUGUUCAAGACAUUACAUCAAAGCCUCCAUCAACUAUUGAAUGGGAAUAAUACCAUUUUGGAUGCUCAAGAUUCAGCAGAAACCAAGGAUAAAUCCAUGGUUGUGUAGAAUCAAGGUUAUUUAUACAUCUAAUUGUUGCUUGCUUCUCAUCCUACAUCCAGUGAAAGUGCCAAGAAAGAAGAUUCUUUGAGCUGGUCUAUGAUUUGAUUCUUUUGAUGCUUGAUAUCUUUGCUGGAAUCUGUAUUACCUAUUUCUUGCAAGGUAGUAUUUUUGGAUAGACAAUGUUCAUCAGAACUUAAUGAUGAUAAAUCACAAUACUAUAUUUGCUGCGCAGAUGUGACCUUUUUUAUGAGUUUUUAUUUAUUUAUUUUUUUCUAUUUGUAUA
Molecule: messenger RNA, 2056 nt
Organism: Jatropha curcas
Lineage: Eukaryota; Viridiplantae; Streptophyta; Magnoliopsida; Malpighiales; Euphorbiaceae
Product: GMP synthase (glutamine-hydrolyzing), putative / glutamine amidotransferase
Biological process (GO): GMP biosynthetic process
Cellular component (GO): cytosol
Molecular function (GO): GMP synthase activity; GMP synthase (glutamine-hydrolyzing) activity; ATP binding
Source: RefSeq, a predicted model, not a curated record